This is a messenger RNA of Closterium sp. NIES-65, 3591 nucleotides long. The record is from the annotation of a GenBank genome assembly. NCBI's taxonomy places the organism in Eukaryota, Viridiplantae, Streptophyta, Zygnematophyceae, Desmidiales, Closteriaceae.
AUGGCUACCCCCAGUGUCCUUACUUUUGAUGCUGAGGGCCGUGCCGUUGACUUUGAGGUCUGGGUCGAUGACCUCCAGCUGUUUCUCCAGUGCGAUAGGGCAGACGGACUCUGUCUGUUCGAUCUCACCUCUGGUGUCUCUCCUGCCCCGCCUGCCACUGCUGACAGCACUAUUCGCUCACAGUGGGCCACACGCGAUGCUGCUGCUCGCCUUGCUGUGCGUCGCCACUUACCGACCACUGAGCGUGCACACUUCAGCCAGUACAAGAGUGCUCAGACCUUGUACGACGCUGUAGUUGCACGCUACUCUUCCCUUGCCACUGCUGCACUGAGCCGACUCAUGCUACCGUACCUCUUCCCUGACCUUGCUGCCUUUCCCACAGUCGCUGACCUCAUUACGCACCUCCGCACUAGUGACACUCGCUACCGCGCUGCGCUUCCUGCUGAGGACCACUUCCUCUCAGUUUGCCCCACCACUCUCACCGUUGACCUCCUCGAGAAGGGCCUCCUAGCAGCAGAGAAGAGCAUAGUCGCUGUAGGAGCCUCUCGUGGUGACCCUUGCACCCCCGUCUUUGAGGGGUGUUCCCCCUCCCCCCUUUUGCCCUUUGUUGCUUCUGCUGCUGCGGCCGACCUCGUUGGUUUCGAGUCGGUCGGCGCUGCGUCUGCCCCGAGCGGGAGACGCCGCCACCGGCAAGGGCAAGGGGGGGCAAGGGCGCUGGAGGGGCUGGCAGGGGCGGUGGAGGUGGUGGUGGAGGCAGUGGAGGGGGUGGGGGUGGUGGUGGGAGUGGUGGCGGGGGUGGCGGCGGCAGCGGCAGCAGUGGAGGCGGAGGAGGCGGCGGUGGUGGCGGAGGGAGCGGAGGCGGCGGAGGUGGCGGAGGAGGCGGAGGUGGAGGAGGCGGCGGAGGCGGCGUCGGCAGCAGUAGACCUGGUCGUGGCUCUGCGCAGAGGAGUGGCUCCGGUGGUGGUACGCGCCAGCAGCAGUAGAGCAGUCGUGAGACCCUGUCCCCUCAGCAGCUUCGUGAGUGGUACGCUGCGCGUCAGCGCGUGCGGGGGCCCGCACUCCACCCAGCGCUGCUUCGGCCGCCUGACGGACGCGUGGCGUCACCAGUUCCCUGGGGCCUCUGAGAUCCCUCGCUGGGAAGAGCUGUCUAGGGCGGGGGUUGCUAUCUUUGAUCUUGACUAUGAUGCUAUUCUUGCUGCCAUGUAUGCUGUUGAUGAUAGUGUUGCGGGUGACUGUUACCUGUGUGUACCGCCUGACCUGGGCAUUGAGGCUGCUGCUCUAGGUGCUCGUGCGAUUGCUGCCCAGGUGCCAGUGCGUCUGUUGCCCCAAGUGCUGGUGAGUCUGCGCUCUCAGGUACUACACCGCACCACUCUUACGCCGCUCAGUCGGCCGGUUGCAGUCUCCCUGGCGGACCCCUCUGGGGGUCCUGUCCUUGCUAGCUUCUCCAUUGUCGUACCGUGCCCGGCAGCCCCCUCUGGCACCCUGUCAGGUCUCUACCUCGCCUCGUUCUCUACGAACUUGGUAGCUGCGUCGAGUCAGGUGUUUGCUGUAGCGUCCAGGUCUGGUCCUGAGUCUGCUCCCUGCUCGUGUCGUCUACUGUCCCACCAGACUCUCCUUUGGCACCACCGCCUUGGUCACCCCUCCCUGCCUCGUCUCCGAGGCAUGGCCUCCCGUGUCCUUGUCUCUGGUCACCCUCGAUCUCUCCCUCCCCUACCUAUGGGGCCUGGCCCUACCUGCGUCCCCUGUGUCGAGGGGCGACAGCGCGCCGCCCCUCACUCCUCCGAGUUUCCUCCGACAGAGGCUCCGCUGCAGACUCUCCACAUGGACGUGUGGGGCCCCGCCUUCGUCAGUGGGCAGGGGCGCGAGCGGUACUUCCUGCUGGUGGUUGACGACUACUCGCGUUACACCACAGUCUUCCCCUUGCGCAGCAAGGGUGACGUCACUGAGACCUUCACGCUUCCGGCCUCUCCACAGCAGAAUGGGAUUGCUGAGCGCCGCAUUGGCAUGGUCAUGGACGUCGCUCGUACGUCCAUGAUGCAUGCGGCUGCCUCCCAUUUUCUGUGGCCGUUGGCGAUGCGUCUGCGUUUCGGGUCUGGGGAUCUCGGGCGUUUGUCCGCGACUUGUCUGCGGACAAGCUGUCCCCCCGUGCUAUUCCUUGCGUCUUCCUUGACUUCCCCCGUGACGCGCCUGGGUGGAAGGUUUUACCACCCCAUCUCGCGCCGUGUUCUGUCCUCCCAGGACGUCACCUUUGACGAGUCGGUGCCUUACUACCAUCUCUUCCCCUACCGCACUGCGCCCCUCCCCCCGCCGCUGCUCUUCCUUGCGCCAGGUCCUCCCCCGGUAGACCCCCUCUCCCCUCACGGUCCUGCCCCGUCAGGUGUGUCCCAGGUAGACGCAGUCGAGCCUGUCGAGGUAGCUGUUGACUCUGGUGCUGCUAGAGGUGCUGAGCCUGCGGGUGCCGAGUCUGGGGGUGCUGAGACUGGGGGUGCUGAGACUGAGGGUGCUGAGUCUGGGGGUGCUGAGUCUGGGGGUGCUGAGCCUGGGGGUGCUGAGCCUGGGGGUGCUGGGUCUGGGGGUGCGGAGCCUAGGGGUUCAGAGCCUGGGGCACUGGGUCUGCUCGUGUGGCUGCCGGCGGUGCUUCGUCGAGGCGGGAGCCGCUCUCUCCACAGGAGCUGCGCGAGUGGUUUGCCCGCCGCUUGGGACGUACUGCUGGAACUAGAGGUGCUCCUGUUGCUGGUGGUCCCGAAGGUGCUGGUACUGGCGGUCCUGGAGCUGCUGGGGCCACUGGAGUUGGUCUUGCUGGAGCUGCUGGUGGUGCUGGUGCUGCAGGAGCUGGAGCUGCUGGGGGUGUUGGUGUUAGUGUUUCUACUGGCGCUGGUGCGUCUGGGGGUGCUGCUGAGGCUGCUGGAGCUGGAGCUGCUGGGGGUGUUGGCGCUGGCGGUACUGCUGGCGCUAGUGCUUCUGAGGGUGCUGGAGUUGGCGCUGUUGGAGCUGGAGGUGCUGCUGGCGCUGGUGCUGCCGCUGAGGGGUACUGGUGCUGUCCUUGCUGGUUCUGGAGGCGCUGCGCGGCCCAGGCCGUACUUCGUUCCGCUCCUGGAGCAGGUUCUUGGUCUCCCGCCCUCUACUGGUCCAGCUCCUCCCUUAGAGUGUCCACAGCCUGUCCAGUCCCAGUCACAGUUACAAGCCCGCCUCCCCUCUACCUGCUCCUUCUCCCUACACUGGUCCCUACUGGAGGUCUUGGUGAGCGUCGUGAGCCUGCGUCUCGUCCUGCGUCGCCUGUUCGUGCUACUCGCACUAGUGGUCGUACUGCGCGUCCGUGUCCUCCUGCGGUCCCCGGCACACACCAGAUGGCGCUGCGUCCUUCCACUGCUCGUCUGCGUGUCCCCGUUACCGUCUCCUCCAGAGUCCUCUCUUCCUACUCUUGCUUACCCGGACUCUGACUCUCUUCUUGCUGCUAGUCCUUCUGUCACACGUCUUCUGGCUGCUGUUGUCACUGACCCUUCCUUUGAGUCCACUGCUGCGUCUGCCCUAGUUGCUGAGCUUGUCGACUUCGCUGCUCGCUCUCGUCUAGACUACGCUGCUAGUCUCGUU